AUGAAGCUCUAUGACGCCCCAGCAUCCAACCCGAUGGUAGUUCGCCUCUUCGUCCUCGAAAGAGGCGGCAUCAGCCUCGAUGUUGAGACCAUCGACGUCAUGACUAUGGAAAACAGAGACCUGGAAUAUAGAAAGAUCAAUCCCCGGGGAGAGGUUCCCGCUCUCAUUCUCGAUAAUGGCUUUGUCUUAACUGAAGUAACCGUUAUUUGCGAAUAUCUUGAUGAGAUCGCCCAAGGCGGCAAAUCACUCUUCGGCGAAACACCCCUCGAACGUGCCGAAACGCGCAUGUGGCUCAGAAGAAUGGAUCUUGAAAUUGCACAACCAGUCAUCUCAUGGGUUCGCAACGAUCCAGGAACAGCGGACUUCUACAUAAGACAUCGAAUUCCUAUACCCGAGGCGAGACUGGCACAGAAAGUCACCAUUCAACAGUAUCUGAAUCUGUUGGAUGAGCAGUUGGAGGGAAAGAAGCAUUUUUGCGGUGAAAGACUUUCAGCUGCGGAUAUUCACUUUUAUGCUCUGAUGAAAGGAAAAACGACGGGUAUGGCGCCUUGGAUACUUCAUCAGGGAAGGAAGAAUGUUGUCAAACACUUCGAGAGAAUGGAUGAUAGGGAGGCUAGUAAAAAGGCUUCAGAGGCCUUUGGGACAAGAGUCGAGGUUUAA
Fusarium redolens is the source of this 660-nucleotide messenger RNA. Its product is annotated as glutathione S-transferase. The record is from RefSeq and is a predicted model, not a curated record. The coding region runs from base 1 to 660 and encodes 219 amino acids. NCBI's taxonomy places the organism in Eukaryota, Fungi, Ascomycota, Sordariomycetes, Hypocreales, Nectriaceae. Gene Ontology annotation, cellular component: cytoplasm. The transcript has a single exon.